Messenger RNA from Soboliphyme baturini, 972 nucleotides. The record is from the annotation of a GenBank genome assembly. NCBI's taxonomy places the organism in Eukaryota, Metazoa, Nematoda, Enoplea, Dioctophymatida, Soboliphymatidae.
UUGAUUUUCUUAGAAGCCGACGUAAAUGAAAUUUCGAGGAAGAACGGAUAUCCACGAACUCAUCCACACAAGUUGUGUUCUCUGCGUCAAGAACUGAUCGACGCGUUUCUUGAAUAUCGUUACAUCGCGUUCGUAAAGAUGGCAGCUUCUUACCUCCAGAAACUGAGGGUCAACAACGACGGUGAUAUGAAGAAUAGUGCAGAAGUAAUCAGUCCUGUGAAAAACAUGUCAGGCAGUAGCAAGAAUGUGGGAGUCAACGGUUUCGAUAAUAACGCUAUCGGUGAUGAACGUUUCGAGUCGAUCGAUGGUACGAAAGCAACGACGGUCGUGAACGGAGAGAUUGUGAACGAACUGUUGUCAUCGGUUUUGAUGUCAAGCUUGAAGGCAUCAUCACAGCUAUUUGCGCCAUCUGCCGUUUCGAAAGCUGCCGCCCUGGGCAAUUUGGAAUUGAGUUUUCUGGACGGGUCAAAAUCUUCGUCGCUGAACGACGCGCUCCCCGAGAUGAACUGCUACAGCGACGUAACGGACAUCGUUCAGUUGUAUAGAGACAAAGAGAACGGAAGUAAUUGUUUUGCGGCGUCUUGCUUUUCUUGCUUAAUGGCAAGCGUCGUUUUCUUGCAGUUGAAUUGGCCACCCGGGAAGUUGUGCGGCGUGCCUCCCAAGCGGCUGGAUCCUUAUCCGAAACAGGUUUUGUCGUUCUUCCUCGUAGUCAUUAUUUUUUACAAGCUGAACUUUUCAGAGUUUGACAUUCGCUUUAACCCCGAUUGCUAUUCUUCAACGGUCACUCAUUCUGACGAUGAAAAUCUGCAAGCGCAACAGCAAGUGGUGAAGGAUGCCGCCGAGUUUUUGCUUACCUCACAGAUUCCUAAUUUCGUAAUUUCUCUGCGAUGCUUCUUCUUUUAUUUUAGCUCUCGUUUCAGAUCGGCGACUGCCUUAAUCACUCUUUUAUUCCUCUUGACGGAAUCAGCCUAA